Xylona heveae TC161 is the source of this 1488-nucleotide messenger RNA. Its product is annotated as MFS general substrate transporter. NCBI's taxonomy places the organism in Eukaryota, Fungi, Ascomycota, Xylonomycetes, Xylonales, Xylonaceae. Gene Ontology annotation, molecular function: dipeptide transmembrane transporter activity; allantoate transmembrane transporter activity. The transcript is spliced from 6 exons. Gene Ontology annotation, cellular component: plasma membrane. Bases 1 to 1488 code for a protein of 495 amino acids. The record is from RefSeq and is a predicted model, not a curated record. Gene Ontology annotation, biological process: dipeptide transport; transmembrane transport; tripeptide transport.
AUGGCGAACAAAGACCCUGCUCAGGUUGACGUGGGGGAGGAAAGACCAGAGGUGAAUGAAGCAACGCAGGCGCUGGCCAAGAGAGUACUUCGGAAAAUCGACCUGAGGAUCCUGACUUUUAUGUUUGUGACUUACAACUUCAAUUUCAUGGACAAGAUCAUUUUGUCAUCUGCUGCGGUGUUUGGGCUCAGCAAAGAUACUCACUUGCAUGGAACGCAAUAUUCCUGGAUCAGCUCAAUCUUUUACUUUGGAUACCUCGUUUUCGAAUAUCCAACAACUCUGCUUAUUCAAAAGCUACCAAUUGGAAAGUUCUUGUUUGCCGUGCUGGUCAUCUGGGGCGCAAUUGUGGCUUGCACAGCUGCUUGCUCGAACUUUGGCGGAUUGGCAGCAUGUCGAUUUUUCCUAGGCGUUGCGGAAGCAACAAUCUCGCCUGCAUUUGUGUAUAUCACCAGCAUGUGGUAUACGCGUGAUGAGAUCCCCACACGCACCGGUGUAUGGUUUGCUGGAAACAGCUGCGGCGGCUUUAUUGCGUCUCUGCUUGCUUAUGCCAUUGGACAAAUCACGCACCCCCUUGCUCCAUGGCAAUGGAUGUUUAUCAUUUUCGGCGUUGCGACGAGUAUUUGGGGCAUCUUUGUGCUCUUUCUCCUCCCGGAUACGAUCAACGACGCCAAAUUCCUGACAGAAGAGGAAAAGCAAUACGCAGAAGACCGAGUUGUUGUCAGCGGCACAGGCCGGACAAACCAGAGCAAUAGUGCGUGGAAAAAGGAACAGGUCCUGGAGUGUCUUCUCGACCCAAAGACUUGGUUCUUUGCCGCUAUUUCUGUUCUUACUCAAAUCCCCAAUGGCGGCACCGGCAGCUUUGGCAAUCUCGCCCUCAAAGGCUUUGGAUUUACCAGUCUUCAAACCACUCUCAUGACUCUCCCUGCGUCCGUUAUUUCCAUGACGACAAUUCUCGCGACGGGCUGGCUUGCGGGCCGAUUCCGCAACGCCACAACCUUGCUAAUCGUCGCCGUCGUCAUCCCACCCGUCGUGGGUAGCGCUCUUAUCUUCUCACUUACAAACAAGGGCGUUCGUCUAUUUGCCUACUACUGCCUUCAAACGGGACCAGCGGCCAUUCCACUAGCUCUCGGACUAGUAUCUGCAAAUUACAAAGGCGUAACCAAGAAAAUGACCGUGACUGCCAUUCUCUUUGUCACAUAUUGUGCAGGUAACAUUGCCGGACCUCAAACAUUUAUCUCCAGCGAAGCCUCGAGAGGCUACCCCACCGCCUUCAAAGCCAUUCUCAUCUGCUACGGUCUCGUCAUCCUCAUCGCCCUCGCCUUCCGGGCUUACUUGACCUUCGUCAACCUCCGUCGCGACAAGUCUGAGGGACUCAGCACGGCAGCAGCAGCGCCACCAGAUGGAUCUGGAUCUGGCAAGCACCUGGGCCAAGAUGACUACGAGGACGUGACGGAUUUUAACACUCUCGGGUUCAGGUAUCGUAUGUAA